Ostreococcus tauri is the source of this 693-nucleotide messenger RNA. Its product is annotated as unnamed product. The record is from RefSeq and is a predicted model, not a curated record. The transcript has a single exon. The coding region runs from base 1 to 693 and encodes 230 amino acids. Lineage: Eukaryota; Viridiplantae; Chlorophyta; Mamiellophyceae; Mamiellales; Bathycoccaceae.
AUGCGCAUCGGCGAAACAUCCCAUCCUAAGUGUUCUCCUGUAUCCGCGACUACCACGUCGCCGUCGACGCUCGGAUCGUCGUUCAAACGUUGGAAGUCAGUUGUGAAUGUUGACAACAAACGCGCGCUCAGGGACAUUCUGCACGCGUGGCGUCGCGAAACGCUCAAAUCGUCCGACGAACGACGGGAUUUGAUCGCCACCGUGCUCGCGCUACGUACGGAGGUGCUCGCGCACGUGAUGCGGGCUUGGUAUCGGGUGACGAGGGAACGGAAGGCGCGCGACGCCGCGGUGCACGAAGCGCUGCGUCGAGCGGCGACGCGGCGCAAGAGAGACGCGGUACGAGCUUGGCAUCGAUACACGAGAGAGACGAAUCGUAGACGAAUAAAAACGGAGGCGAUGGAACGGGAAAAGGAGGCGUUGGAGAUGAAGCUGCGAUUGGCGAGCGCCGAGGCCGAGCGAGACGCCGCGCUCGAGCGUGCGAGAGGGACGGAGAAGUUGUAUCGAGCGGUUGAUUUCAACAGCAAUAAGAUUAGAGAGCGGUGGGAGCGCGAGCGGAACGCGGAGCGAGAGGCCAGGGCGAUCGCACUGAGGGAGACGGCAGGUGCCGUGUUGGACGGGUGCGACCGACGCGCGCUCCAGAGCAUGCUUUGGAAGCUCAGGGAACAUUACGUACAGGAACUGCGCUCACUUUGA